AUGAAAGCAACCGAAAAGACGGCAGACUCCUUCCAGGAGCAUGCCUCAGGACAAUCCAACAAGCCUCUCUCUCGACCACCUCACUCUUUGGAGGCUGCUCAGGUUCUCGAAGAACUCCAUGUCGACGCAACCCAAGGGUUAGACCCCGACGAUGCCAUCCGUCGGUUGGCCGAAUUGGGGCGCAAUGAGCUUCGUCAACAAAAGGGCGUUCAGCCUUUGAAAAUCUUUCUCGAGCAGAUUUUCAACGCCAUGACUCUGGUCCUCCUACUAGCACUCGGCGCAAGUUUCGGCAUCCAAGCCUGGAUCGAAGGCGGCAUUCUAGGCGGCAUCAUCAUCCUAAACAUCUUCAUCGGCUUCUUCCAGACCCUCCAAGCCGAGAAGACAAUCAACUCGCUAAAGAACCUCGGCAAGCCGACAUGUAAGGUUGUACGGGACGGCAAGACGAUCGAGAUACAGACGGCCGACGUAGUACCUGGAGACAUCAUCGACUUGAACACGGGUGACUCGGUGCCGGCGGAUAUCAGACUCAUUGAGGCAGUCAACCUGGAGGCGGACGAAGCGUUACUUACGGGAGAGUCCGCACCUGUCUCCAAGAUGCCCAACUCGGUGUUUGACGAAGAUAUGGGCCCUGGGGAUCGACUUAAUGUGGUGUACAGCUCCACGGUCAUCACGAAGGGUCGCGGGCGCGGCGUCGUGUUUGCUACUGGCAUGUUUACCGAGAUUGGUCUCAUUGCUGGUGCAUUGAACGGCGGCUCGGGAGAUAAGUCUCGGGUGAAGCGCAACGAGGAUGGGAGCGCUUCGAUCUUUGCGUACUUUGCCGCUGGAUACACGGCUACCAAAUCGUGGAUCGGUGAGUUCCUGGGACUUACCAUCGGCACGCCAUUGCAAAGGAAGCUCUCUCAGUUAUUUCUGUGGCUGUUUCUGUUUGCUAUUAUCUGCGCCAUCGUUGUUCUUGGCGUCAACAAGUUUGAUUCUCGCAAGGAUGUGAUUAUCUACGCAGUCACUACCGCGAUUGGGACGAUUCCUGUUUCUUUGUUACUUGUCCUGACUGUCACCAUGGCUGCUGGCACCAAGAAGAUGCUUGAGAGACACGUCAUUGUUCGGAAUCUGUCCAGUCUGGAAGCGCUUGGAGGAGUUAGCAAUAUCUGCUCCGACAAGACCGGUACGAUUACCCAAGGACGUAUGGUAGUCCGAAAGGCAUGGCUUCCGGGCUGCGGCACGUACUCUGUCCACACCACGAACGACGUAUACAAUCCUUUUGCUGGUGAAGUCCAGUUUGCGGCUGGCCAACCAGAGGACAUCGGCUCCGUCUCCGAGAAAGAGCACGAUCUACGGGCCGAGCCGAUUGAUACGCACCACGAGCCUGCGACGAAGCCUGCUCUGCAAUGGUUCUUGAAUGUCGCGUCGCUAGCAAAUCUGGCAACGUUAAAGCAGGCCGUAGACGAUCCCGCCAGCUCUGGGGAGUGGACAGCUAGCGGAGCACCCACUGAGAUUGCUAUUGAGGUGUUUGCGUCCCGGUUUGGCUGGAACAGAUUGCAGCUGUCCCAAGGCUCAGAAGCUUCUUGGAAAGAAAUUGCAGAGUUUCCCUUUGACUCGGAUGUCAAAAAGAUGUCUGUCAUCUUCAAGGAUGUGGCCUCGGAAGAGAUGCAUAUCUUCACAAAGGGCGCUGUCGAGCGUGUCUUAAGGUCUUGCAGCACUAUCGCGUACGGUGACGAUACCCGCACUCUGACCGACCGCUAUAGAGAAGACAUCAUAUCCAACAUGGAGGUGCUGGCCGGCCAAGGUCUACGUGUUCUCGCGCUCGCACAUCGAACUCUUAGCAGUGACCUUUCGGAAGCCCAAUUUGCAGACGGCAAAGCCCCAAAUCGCAACAACUUCGAAACUGAUCUCACCUUCCGCGGCCUCAUCGGCAUCUACGAUCCUCCCCGUCCCGAGUCCCGGCCUAGUGUUGAGAUGUGCCAAGGAGCUGGCAUCGUCGUCCACAUGCUCACCGGCGACCACCCCCAGACAGCCCGAGCCAUCGCCACAGAAGUUGGCAUCCUGCCGCCGCCCGAAAAGCUCCGGCUCCUCGCUGCCGACGUUGCCGAGGCGAUGGUCAUGCCCGCACACGAUUUUGACGCCCUGACUGACGCCCAGAUCGAUGACCUGCCGCAGUUGCCUCUAGUGGUGGCGCGAUGUGCACCGAGUACCAAAGUUAGAAUGAUUGAAGCGCUUCACCGCCGCGGUCGGUACGUAGCCAUGACUGGCGAUGGAGUCAACGACAGCCCGAGUCUGAAGCGGGCCGAUAUUGGCAUCGCCAUGGGCUCCGGAUCGGACGUGGCGAAGGAGUCUUCCGACAUCGUCUUGACGGAUGAUAACUUUGCGUCCAUUCUGAACGCCAUCGAGGAAGGCCGCCGGAUCUUUGACAAUAUCCAAAAGUUCAUCCUCCACGUCCUGGCGGCAAACAUUGGAUUUGUGAUUGCGCUGCUUACGGGGUUGGCGUUCAAGGACGAGACUGAUACGUCGGUCUUUCUGUUGUCGCCUGUGGAGAUUCUGUGGAUGUUACUCGGUACGGGUGCUUUCUGUGAGACUGGACUUGGAUUUGAGAAGGCGGUGCCAGACAUUCUUAAACGACCGCCACAAAAUCUCAAAUACGGCGUCUUCACGCACGAAUUCAUCCUCGACAUGGUGGUCUAUGGACUCAUUAUGGCAGGCUGCGUCCUCGGAGCCUUCACCUUGGUUGUAUUCGGCUUCAACGGCGGCAACCUCGGUAUCGAGUGCAACAACGCCUACUCUACAGCCUGCGAGCCCGUAUUCCGCGCUCGUGCCACGAGUUAUACGACCAUGACCUGGAUCUUCCUCCUCUUCGCAUGGGAGCUUAUUGAUUCACGCCGGUCUCUCUUCUACAUGCCAGCGGGUUUCAAGGCUUGGGGCCAGCAUCUGUGGGGUAACAAGUUUCUCUUUUUGUCUGUGACAGUUGUCUUUUUUGUUGUGUUUCCGACACUGUACAUACCCGUGUUGGAUCAUGUGGUGUUUAUGCAUCAUGGAAUCAGCUGGGAGUGGGCGAUUGUGUUUGUCGAUGUUUUCAUCUUCAUGGCUGGUGUCGAGGCCUAUAAGUGGGUGAAGAGAGUUUACGCAAGGAGAAUGUUAGCCAAGGUUGACAGCGGAUUUGCGGAGUCGAACGGAGCUCAAGUAUAG
Colletotrichum paranaense is the source of this 3177-nucleotide messenger RNA. Its product is annotated as potassium/sodium efflux P-type ATPase. The record is from RefSeq and is a predicted model, not a curated record. The transcript has 5 exons. Bases 1 to 3177 code for a protein of 1058 amino acids. Gene Ontology annotation, biological process: intracellular calcium ion homeostasis; sodium ion transport; monoatomic ion transmembrane transport. Gene Ontology annotation, cellular component: plasma membrane. Gene Ontology annotation, molecular function: ATP binding; P-type sodium transporter activity; ATP hydrolysis activity. NCBI's taxonomy places the organism in Eukaryota, Fungi, Ascomycota, Sordariomycetes, Glomerellales, Glomerellaceae.